AUGGAAGGUGUGGCUAUGAAACUCCCGUCUUUCAAAUCCCUAGCUCCCACCGCAAUCUCCGUCGCCUCUACCUUCUCCAGAAGACGGAGCUUCUCCUUCGUUCGCCGAUCCUCUUCUCUAUCCGCCACCAUCACCGCCGAUUCCGAAUCCGUCUCUCUCGGCCAACGCGCUCGUAAAGACUUCCGAAUCCUACACCAGGAAGUGAAUGGCUCAAAGCUUGUGUACUUAGACAGCGCUGCGACUUCUCAGAAGCCUGCUUCUGUAUUGGAAGCUUUGCAGAAUUACUACGAGUUUUAUAAUUCGAACGUUCAUCGAGGAAUCCACUAUUUGAGUGCCAAGGCUACAGAUGAAUUUGAGCUGGCUAGGAAGAAGGUAGCUCGUUUCAUCAAUGCUAACGAUAGUAGAGAGAUUGUUUUCACUAGGAAUGCAACUGAAGCCAUCAAUCUUGUUGCUUAUUCUUGGGGUCUUUCUAACCUCAAACCAGGAGACGAGGUUAUAUUAACAGUGGCUGAGCAUCAUAGUUGCAUUGUACCUUGGCAAAUUGUAUCUCAAAAGACUGGAGCUGUUCUGAAGUUUGUGACAUUGAAUGAAGAUGAAGUCCCGGACAUAGACAUGUUAAGAGGAAUGAUUUCUGAAAAGACAAAACUCGUGGCUGUUCAUCAUGUGUCAAAUGUUCUUGCAUCUUCUCUUCCUAUUGAAGAGAUAGUGGUCUGGGCACACGAUGUUGGAGCGAAAGUUCUUGUGGAUGCUUGUCAAAGUGUUCCCCACAUGGUGGUUGAUGUCCAGAAGCUAAAUGCUGAUUUCUUGGUUGCGUCUUCUCAUAAGAUGUGUGGACCUACAGGCAUUGGGUUCUUAUAUGGUAAGAGUGAUCUUCUACUUGCCAUGCCUCCAUUCUUAGGUGGCGGAGAAAUGAUCUCAGAUGUAUUUCUUGAUCAUUCGACUUAUGCGGAACCUCCAUCCAGAUUUGAAGCCGGAACACCUGCAAUAGGUGAAGCAAUUGCCCUUGGAGCAGCAUGUGAUUACUUGUCAGAAAUUGGCAUGCCGAAAAUCCAUGAAUAUGAGGUAGAGCUCGCUAAUUACCUGUACGAGAAACUGUCCUCAGUGCCUGAUGUCCGGAUAUACGGACCAAGGCCUUCUGAAAGUGUUCGAAGGGCUGCUCUUUGUUCAUUCAAUGUGGAAGGACUGCACCCAACUGAUUUGGCAACCUUUCUUGAUCAACAGCAUGGAGUUGCGAUAAGGUCAGGACACCACUGCGCGCAGCCACUCCACCGGUAUCUUGGUGUGAAUGCAAGUGCUCGCGCUAGCCUCUACUUUUACAACACAAAGGAGGACGUUGACUCCUUUAUCGUAGCACUUGCAGAUACUGUAAGCUUCUUCAAUUCAUUCAAAUAG
Molecule: messenger RNA, 1392 nt
Organism: Eruca vesicaria subsp. sativa (arugula)
Lineage: Eukaryota; Viridiplantae; Streptophyta; Magnoliopsida; Brassicales; Brassicaceae
Source: the annotation of a GenBank genome assembly